CCCCACUCCGCCGCCGCUGUCUGGCAGCCUCUGCGAGCGGCGCCGGUGCGGGCGGGCAGGCGAGUGCGCCCAACACCGCAUCGCCCUUCGGCUGCGCUCGGCUCCGCUCGGCUCCGCUGCAGCGCGCCGCCCUCGCCAUGUCGGUGGCCGGGCUCAAGAAGCAGUUCCACAAAGCUACCCAGAAAGUGAGUGAAAAAGUAGGAGGUGCAGAAGGAACCAAGCUAGAUGAUGACUUCAAAGAAAUGGAAAGGAAAGUGGAUGUUACCAGCAGGGCUGUUAUGGAGAUAAUGGCGAAAACGAUAGAGUAUCUUCAGCCCAAUCCAGCUUCCAGAGCUAAACUCAGCAUGAUCAACACCAUGUCCAAAAUUCGAGGCCAGGAAAAGGGACCAGGUUACCCUCAGGCUGAAGCGUUGCUGGCAGAUGCCAUGCUGAAGUUUGGCCGAGAACUUGGAGAAGAAUGCAACUUUGGACCAGCACUUGCAGAUGUGGGAGAAGCCAUGAAGGAGCUUUCUGAGGUCAAGGAUUCUUUAGACAUGGAAGUGAAACAAAACUUCAUUGACCCGCUUCAGAAUCUUCAUGACAAAGAUCUGAGAGAAAUACAGCAUCACCUAAAGAAAAUGGAGGGUCGACGCCUGGAUUUUGAUUACAAAAAGAAAAGACAGGGCAAGCUCCCCGAUGAAGAACUUCGCCAAGCUCUGGAGAAAUUUGAUGAAUCGAAAGAAAUUGCUGAGUCAAGCAUGUUCAACCUUCUGGAGAUGGAUAUUGAACAAGUGAGCCAGCUUUCUGCUCUUGUGCAAGCCCAGCUGGAGUACCACAAGCAGGCCACACAGAUCCUACAGCGAGUUACUUCUAAGCUGGAAGAUAGAAUAAAAGAGGCUUCAUCUCAGCCCAGGAGAGAAUACCAGCCCAAGCCCCGAAUGAGCCUGGAUUUCACAACUGGUGACAAUACUCAGCACAAUGGAGGAAUAUCCCAUGCCACCACACCCAAACCGUCAGGUGUUCACAUGGAUCAGCCAUGCUGCCGAGCUCUAUAUGACUUUGAACCAGAAAAUGAAGGAGAGCUGGGAUUUAAAGAGGGUGAUAUCAUUACCCUUACUAACCAGAUUGAUGAAAACUGGUAUGAGGGGAUGCUUCAUGGCCAGUCAGGUUUCUUCCCCAUCAAUUAUGUCGAUAUUCUUGUUCCAUUACCUAAUUAGGAUGGCUGAUCCACCACCUCUGACCUAGAUAGUUGUGUCAGUACCACUGCUUUCAAAAUGCUGCUUCUUACACCUUACAAGUGCAAACUGCAGUGGUUAGAGUAAUUGAUUCCCACUGAGCAUCUUUGGUUUACCUGUUGUCAUACUGCAUGGUGGUGAUGCGUGGUAUCUUCUGAGCCAGCAUAGUGUGGGUUAGUUUGUUGGCCAUGCUGGUGGUAACCAGAGCCGUUACUGAGAUGAAGAUGGGAAGAUGAUGGCAAGCAAAGCAGGUAACUCAAUGAAAUAGCAGGAAGUGAAGGUGGUAUUGGGAAGGUAAUGCCUAUCACCACUGUAUUACGUUUUAGUCUUAGUUCUCUAUAAAAAGAGGGAAAAGUUCUUGCCAUUCCGUCUUUCCCUUCCUAAUGAUACAGUUCACACAGGUCUAACAUUGACUAACCAGAAUUGUAUCUUCCAACCAAACUGGCUUGCUCUCAUAGAGACAACGUAAAUGUAGACCCUCUGGUUUCUCGGAAAGCAAACGACUGUAUUGUGUGUCUUGCUGCUCUCUGCUCACUUUUAUAUACUUAGUUAUUGUUAAAAAGGCUUAUUUCCAUCCAGAGGUAAACUGUAAACCAUAAAAUGGGGAUUGCUAUAGUAAAACCUUGGACCACAAACGACCUGAAUUUGCCCUUCAGGAACUUUGAGCAUGCUCAACAAAAUGCCAGUAAGAGGGCAAGAUGGGGAAUAAAACUGGCAUUUGUUAACUGUUUCUUGUCGAGUCUUUGCACAAAAUCAUGCUGCUUAAGCACCAGAUAUCCUUUGUAAACUCAUUCACCGAGGAAUACAAUAACCAACCAAACACAACCCUUGCUUCAUUUGUUUCUGUCUACCAUGUGUUCUUCAAACAUUAUUUGUGCAUAUUCUGCCCUCAAUGAGGACUAAAUAAAACUUACCUUUUUCUGUUGAGCAAUUAAAAGACAUGUGGCUGUAUAUGCAAAAACAUUUCCCAUAUGUUUAGUUGGUUCUCUUGUGUUCCUCCGUCCUGCACUUUGUGUGUACAGUGCUGUGCCUAGCUUCUUGGCAUUCUUUUGGUAACAGUUGCAGAAGUUCUCUUAGUUUAGUUAUCCAGAGUUCUAUUUAUCUAAAUUGUACAGACUCUUUCAGAGGUUUAAUGUGCUGCUUCGAAUGUGCCACUUCCAGUCCUGGAUGAUGUGAAAUGAAGACAAUUCCCUACUGCUUAAUGUAUAAACUAUAUCAUGGAAAGUAUUGAUAUUUCAAAUAAAUGCUGAGACAAAAACUACAAAAA
This is a messenger RNA of Columba livia (rock pigeon), 2481 nucleotides long. It is a transcript of the gene SH3GL2, whose product is annotated as SH3 domain containing GRB2 like 2, endophilin A1. Gene Ontology annotation, molecular function: protein binding. The transcript is spliced from 9 exons. Gene Ontology annotation, cellular component: cytoplasm; glutamatergic synapse; presynapse. Gene Ontology annotation, biological process: synaptic vesicle uncoating. Bases 138 to 1196 code for a protein of 352 amino acids. The record is from RefSeq and is a predicted model, not a curated record. NCBI's taxonomy places the organism in Eukaryota, Metazoa, Chordata, Aves, Columbiformes, Columbidae.